AUGCCGCACCUAAACGGGAUGGUUCCCACGCUGCUGGACGGCCUGCAGAGCCAGGUCUCCCUCCACCUCGCCUGCUCCAAGUGCAGCCAGCAAGAGAACGAGAGCACCUACCUGCUGAAGGAGGUGGACCACAACUGCAUGAAGGAGAUUUUGCUGGCCAGGCGCAAGGGGAAGCCCUUGAUUCACGUGGCCCUACUAAAGAGAGCCCCGGGAGCCAGCUUCCACCUAGCCGUGCCGGGGCAGACUCCGCUUCUCACCUACGCAUCAGGAGCCAGCUUCAAAACCGUGCGGGCAUCUCCGCCCGCGGUCGAGGUGAAAGUCGGCUUGAAGAGUCACACCUUCGGGGUCUACGAGCAGUGGCUGGUCUUUGAUUUCGGCAGCCGGCCUGUCUUGGUCCAAAAGCUCCACGUCCGGCUGGGUCAGAAGGAAGCGGCCUGGCGGGUGGAUCCGGCCAACGAGUCGGGGAGCUGCUUCGUGCAGAGCGGGCGCUGGCACACCGGGAACCGUGUGGUGGUGCCCAGCGUGAGUCGCACGAGCAAGGAUGUGGAACUGUCGGCUAAGUACAAGGCCCCCUCCCUCUCGAUGGACUUUCAGCGCGGGGCCCGCGGGAAGCCCAUCACCCGCGUCAACUACCGUGAAGAGAUGCACAACUUCCUGUUCCGGGAAGAAGAAGCUCAACAGCUUUUGAUUUCCAAGCUCAACCUGCAUGCGGUGGUCUCUUUCGUAAAGUGUGUGGAAGUCUUACCAUCGGGAUUGAAGUUUGCUCCCCCAGGACAGCUCUACGCCCAGGUCCCGACCCCUUACUCAUUGACCAUGGACUCUGACGAAGGGUACCUGCUUCAACGCUCAGUCAGAACAGCCUUCCUGGCCCAGGAUCCACCGGCCAACAACCGAGUUUACGAGGUCUCCAUCGAGAAAGAAGGACUUACUGAAAGAAGUGUCUGUCUUCUCCUUCCUCAACGUUGCUGCACGGAGCUGGGCCUCCAAGCAGACACGCGUGCCAAGAUGGAAGUCCAGUUCCAAACUGACCAGUUCCAGUUCUGUCAAUGGCACCAGGCUGUGGACAACUUGUGGGAUGUGAAGCUGGUCUUUCCAGAUGUGACCACCUGCUCCAUCCCACGUGGUUCUUUGCAGGUGCCCUGGGGGAACGCGAAGCAGAAGCAAGCUCUUUUCUUCAUUACGGGCCAGGUGACCGAAGUCCGUAGAACCCCACCACUUUUGAUCUAUGGACCGUUUGGGACUGGGAAGACCUUCACGUUGGCCAAGACUACCCUGGAGAUCAUCAAGAAGCCCCAGACCCGUGUGCUUAUCUGCACCCACACCAACAGUGCGGCUGACAUCUACAUUCGCGAAUACUUCCAUAACUAUGCCAUCUCGUCACACCCUGAGGCUAUUCCGUUAAGGGUGAAAUCCACGUACCGUUCGGUCAAAGCAACCGACCCCAUUACCCUUCGCUACUGCUGUCUCUCUCCGAGCGGGGAAGAGUUUUGCCUCCCUACUAGAGAACAGAUCGAUCGGCACCGCAUUGUCCUCACGACCUGCAUGACCUCGAAAGAUCUUGGGUUGUCGCCCGGCUAUUUCACCCACAUCUUGAUUGAUGAGGCUGCCCAGAUGUUGGAGUGCGAAGCUCUAGUCCCUCUCUCUCUGGCUACCCUGAGAACCUUGAUCGUCCUGGCGGGGGACCACAUGCAGAAGACCCCCAGGUUCUACUCCUUGCACAAGGACGAGCAGUCCGCCGACUACACCCUGCUGAAUCGCCUCUUCCAACAUUACAAGAAGGAGCAGCAUGAGGUGGCCACCAAAAGCAGGAUCAUCUUCAACGAGAACUAUCGCUCCACCGCAGGAAUCAUUGAGUUUGUCUCCAAACACUUCUACGUGGGCAGAGAAGAUACCAUCGGCGCCAAAGGCAACAUCCCUCCUCACCCGGAGUUCUAUCCGCUCAUGUUUUGUCACGUCUCCGGAACUGCGGAGAAGGACAGAUCCAUGAGCUGGUACAACAUCUCUGAAGUUGAACAGAUCGUCGAGAAGGUUGAAGAAAUGAAUCAGAAAUGGCCGGCUGAAUGGGGGCAGAAGGACCUCAAGUCCAUCUGCGUGGUCUCUUCUGGCAUACAGGUGAAAUUGAUCCGAGACAGGUUGAGAAAAAGAGGCUUUUCAGAGGUGACUGUGGAGAACGAUGACAACCUACCAGGGCGAGAAUUCCGUGUCAUCAUCAUCAACACCAUCCACACUUGCAACAGCCUCAACCAUGUCAGUUCCUCCAACCUGGAGUAUUUCAACAACGCGCGAGUGUUGAACACCAUCAUAACCAGGGCUCAGUCGCAGGUCAUCACAGUCGGAGACGCUGUCGCGCUGUGUUCUCAUGGCCAGUGCAGCAAGAUCUGGAAAAGUUUCAUCAAGAAGUGCAUUGAGAAGAAGUCCAUCACUCCGGAGAACCUAACCUUGGAGGAGAUAAAGCAGGUGGUGUCCGAUUGGGCCAGCUGGAACAGAGGAAGCUCUGAAUCCGAGGAAGAAAGUAGCGAUACGGACUCCUGGGUCUCCGACACAGAGAGUUUGAAUCUUGAUGAUCCGAUACUGCAGGAACUCUUGGAUGAAAGCAAAGAGAUGAUGGUGACGGUCACUGAGGAAGGUCUGCUGAAGGUGAAGUCGAAUGUCUCGGUCCCCGAAAGCAGAAGGCACGAGUAUGUCAACUAUCCCUCGCAAACGAUGCAGCAGUAUUUGCAAAUGCAGCCCGACCGAUACAAACGCUGCGGAUUCGUCCAAGAACGGUUUGAUCAAGCUUCCGCCUUCACUCUGGACGAGGUUCCUUCUGUGACCAUCCAGAUCAAGGGUCGACUCAACUGUGGCAUGGCCUUUACUGGAGACCAGGUCUUGGUGGAGAUCCUGACGCCCAACGUGACCUUCGAGGGCAACCCUCGUGGGAAAGUGGUGGGCAUCUUAAAAGAAGUGGAACGGCGGGAUCUCACCUUUGUCUGCAAAGUGGAUGAGUUUGAUCUCCGGGUCAUGAUCCCCCUUGAACAGUCUGUCACAAAAAUCUUUGUCCCUCCAUUGAAUCCUGAUGCUGAUCGUGGUGCUAUUCCCAUCCGCAAAAUUGACCAGGCGGGAAAUAUCAAGUUGAAGGGCUGGAAGAAAAUAACCCCAGAAAACCGGAAGACAUGCCUUUUCAUGGUACAAAUCGUGAAAUGGAGAGAAGGCUAUUACUACCCUAUGGGAAUUGUUACGGAGGUUCUUCCUUUGGCUUCCUCACUAGAUGAUGGGCUUCGUAUUCUGGAUUUGGAAUAUUGUUUGUCCAAUGGAUAUCCUGCCUCGGUGACCAGCCAGGUGGCCAAAUUAAUCUCCCGUCACCCAUCUCUGAUGAGAGAGGAGAGGAAAGACUGUCGGGCUCACUCUACUUUCACAGUUGACCCCUUGGGGACUAAAGACCUGGACGAUGCCAUCAGUGUCCGAGAUAUGGGUGACAAAUAUGAGAUUGGGAUCCAUAUUGCUGACGUGGCCUCAAUGGUCUCCAAAGAUUGUCCUUUGGAUAUAGAAGCCAAGAAGCGAGGGUCAACUUAUUAUGCUCCCGAGAAGGAGCCCAUAUAUAUGUUGCCACCCCAGCUCAGUCAAAAUCUCUUCAGCCUCCUUCCUCACAAGGAACGUUUGGUGAUCUCCCUCUUUGUUGUACUGGAUAAGACCACCGACCAUAUGGAAAGAAUUUCCUUUGCCAUGUCCAUAAUCUGCUCCGAUCGACAGAUGACUUAUGAGGAAGCUGAAGGAAUAAUUAAGAACCACUACAAAAUAGAGGCACCAUCACCUCGUUUUGACACCUUAGAGGAUUGCAUUGCGAUGGCGUAUCAUUUCUCCCGUGUCCACCGGAAGUCCAGGCUUCACGAAGACUGUCAUUAUGACCAGUUGGAUGAAGAAAUUCCUUUAGGUCAGCGAUGUUCUCACCAGAUGAUUGAGGAGUUUAUGAUUCUCUUCAACAGUUCUGUGGGAGAUCUGCUCACAAACCGGGAUCCUACCAGAAAUUUAACCCCUCUUCGUUGUCAGACGGAGCCCAAUCAUCAGCAAAUCUCCCAAAUGCAGGACAAAUACAGAGAGAUCAUUCCUCUCUCCACCCACCUCUCCCAUCAUCUAGGAGUUCCAACUGGUGAUGUCCCCGUGAGGACCAGCCAUCCCUUCGUUCUUUUGACUUCCUCGUGGGAACAUCUCAAGUCAGCGGCCAAUGACCGUGACUUCGCCAAGAUGCUUGACCUCAUUACCACAGAUGACAUCCAUCCCAAACUUGCUCCCAUCAAUUUGGAAUUUCGGAAGCUCCUGAACCGUUCUUAUUUUCUUCGUUCCAAUUCCUGCCCUCAGUCCAAGAUGGGCCACUACUCUUUGCACGUGGACUCGUACACCUGGGCUACCUCUCCGAUUCGGCGCUACAUGGAUGUUGUUGUUCAGCGGCAUAUCAUCUCUCUGAUUUCGAAGAAACCCGUCCAGUACUCCCAACCAGAGAUUGAAUUCAUUUGCCACGAUUUCAACCGGAAGAACAGCAGGGCCAACACGUACAAGCGAAGAGUCCAAUCUUUGGAACUGGCCACCCAGUUGAAAUGCCAGGUUCAAAAGAAGUUUGCUUUCGUUGCCAGCAUUGAAGGGAAGGCCAAGAACUUCAAACUCUUGUUUCCUCUCAACAAGGAUACCUUUCCAGAUAGUCCCUGCAUCAAUUAUAGAGCCCUUCAGUUGGUGUCCCAACCAGAUUUUAUCGAGGAGCGGAACAGUAUGAAGCUGACAUGGAGGAGAAGAGUUUACUCCUUGGUAGUCAAAAAGGACAACGAAAAGAGGUCAGAGAUCGGAGGGAACGUCUUUCACUUCCAUGGAGAUGUGUGGCAUGAAAUCCUUGCAGCUGUCAAAAAUGAAGACUACGAGAAGUUAACCCACCUCCUGGAGAAGAAUUACACCCUGGAGCCCAAAUGUGUGGGGUUAAUGGUGAGGAGUAAGUGCUUACACUACAAAGAACUGUCAGUGGAACUUAAAGUUGGAGAUGUGCUGAAUUUCCAACUGACCACCGAUGUCCAACGAGGCUUCCUGGUGCCGUUUGUGCAGCUGUGGACAGUAGCUCCUGGCUUUGAGGUGUGCUUGGAACACACCGAGAGACCCAUCGAUUGCUUCUCCAAGUACACUUCCCAAGCCCCAAAGAACAUUUACAAGGAUGCCUCCGAUUAUCGCAAAGUGUGGCUGCCUCUUUGUGACAUAGAAGCAACUUUGGGCUCGUUGGCUGAAAACAGCUCGAUUGUCCUGCAAGACAUCCCGAUCCUUUGGAAGAAGCAGCGGACCAAAGAAGGUCAGCUCUGUGGAACCAUCAAACUCGACAAGAAGUUCCUUAAAGAAUGUGGCAUCGAAGUGGAUUUUGGCGCCUGCUACAUGUGCAUUCGCCUUUCGGGUCUACAAGAACAUGGAUUCCAGGACAAGAAAGUAGACCUCAGCCAGACCUUCCAGCAACUCAGUUUGUCUAAAGAGACAACCAAGACGGGGGAUUUCACGAUUGAUCCCAAUACGUACACUUGGGUGGCCCACGGACGCACAGAUACCUUCGAGGAGAAUGAGAAACCUGAUGACCGUGGCGAAGUGAUGGUGAAUUUCUAUAUCCAUUUUACAUCCAUGGAGAAGAUCCCCUUUGAGGUCAUGCAGAAGAGCUCAAGGUUCAGUGUGGAGCUGAUUCCGAAGCAGCUGCCCGACGUCCGGAAAGAAAAAGCAAUUUGGAACCUGGAGUAUGCUUCGAAACUUGCCCAGAGGAUAGCACUGGGUCAUCCCAUUCCAACCCAAAGAGCAAAACCUUCCAAUAUCUUGAAGAGAUGGAAUUUUGACAUCCCGGGCAGUAGCCGGAAACUCAAUCCAAGUCAACAGAGUGCCAUCCGGGAGGCACUGGAAAAGUCUUUCACUCUAAUCCAAGGGCCGCCAGGCACCGGGAAAACCGUGGUUGGUGCUCACAUUGUGUACUGGUUUCACCAGCUCAAUCACGAGAAGAAUGGAAACCCAACUCAACCUGGGGCGAUGCCUCCAAAGCCAGCCAAGAGUGAUGCCUCCAGAGCCAAGAGCCACAUUCUGUACUGUGGACCUUCUCACAAAUCGGUUGAUGUUGUUGCUGAGAUGCUCAUGAGGAUGCCUGGUUCCUUCAGGCCUCUGAGGGUCUACGGAGAUACGAUUGAGACAAUGGAUUUUCCUUAUCCUGGCAGCAACCUCCAAAUUUCUCGAAAAGCUCAGCGGAACGCAAAAUCGAAACCAGAGAUCAGGCGUAUCACUUUGCACUAUCUGAUCCGGGAAAAAAGCAAUCCUGACUCGGGAAGGAUCCUCGAGUUUGAUGAACGAGUGAAACGUGGAGAAGAGAUCACCGAAGAUGAAAUUGAAGGGUACAAACGGCUAUUGAACAGGGCGCGGGUAUUUGAAUUGGAACGCCACGACAUCAUUCUCUGCACGUGCUCCGCCUCUUCGUCCAACUUCCUCGCCGAGCAGCUCAACGUCAAGCAGGUGCUGAUCGACGAGUGCGCCAUGUGCACGGAGCCCGAAACGCUCAUCCCGUUGGUCAGAUACAAGAAGAUCGAGAAGGUUGUCUUGUUAGGAGACCAUAAGCAGCUGAGACCCGUGAUCCACAGUGACUUCUGCAAGAAGCUCGGGAUGGAGAGGUCCCUCUUUGAGCGCUACCAUAAAAAGGCUGGGAUGCUCAACAUCCAGUAUCGCAUGCACAAGGACAUCUGCAGGUUCCCAUCCGGGGCUUUUUACAACCAUAAACUGAUGACCUGUCCCAAUAUCGUUCGUGGAAGCAGCAUGCUCUACCACCGUAGCGAAUACGGAUGCACCCCCAUCAUCUUUGGCCACAUCGAGGGCAGAGAGAGGUCGCUCAUGGUCUCCACGGAGGAGGGGAACGAGAACUCCAAAGCCAACCUGGAGGAGGUGCAGCACGUGGUGAGGAUCGCAAAGCAGCUGACCCUGGAUGGAACCACCAGGCCAGACCAGAUCGCCAUCCUGACUGGCUACAAUGCCCAGGUCACCGAGAUCAAGAAGCAACUCGCUCUGUAUGGCAUGCGAGACGUCACCGUUUGCACCAUCAUGAAAAGCCAAGGCAGCGAAUGGAAAUACGUCAUCGUGUCCACAGUCCGCUCCUGUAACCGGCAGGAGAUUGACGAGAGGCCCACGAAGAGCUGGCACUGUAAACAUCUCGGCUUCGUAGCAGAUCCAAAUCAGAUCAAUGUCUGUCUCACUCGGGCGCAGGAAGGUCUCUGUAUUAUAGGAAACAGCUAUCUUCUUGGGACCCAUCCUUUGUGGUCGGAACUUCUGUUUCAUUACAAGUUGUGUGGAUGCUUUACCUCAGCCGGCGAAAUUAAGAUUAAGAAGAGGACCAGUCUUCGCUUGUAAGAAGGCACUACGGGAAAAUUCCUUCUUUCUUUUUAAUCUCCUGGGCACGGAGGCCGUGCCCAAAUUCCAGGAGAUGGCAUUUGCCAACACUGAGCCAAAAUCUAGAGCCUGGUGGCUGAGGAGAC
Molecule: messenger RNA, 7496 nt
Organism: Protobothrops mucrosquamatus (brown spotted pit viper)
Lineage: Eukaryota; Metazoa; Chordata; Lepidosauria; Squamata; Viperidae
Gene: HELZ2
Product: helicase with zinc finger 2
Exons: 18
Coding region: 1-7371 (2456 amino acids)
Molecular function (GO): RNA binding; 5'-3' DNA helicase activity; ATP hydrolysis activity
Source: RefSeq, a predicted model, not a curated record